AUGCGCAGGACCGCCGCCGACACCGGAUACACUGGUAAACUAAUCGCUCUAAUUGAUGCGGAAUGUGGGCUAGGUGCCGCCUGUAAUGCGAUCUCUUGGACAAUAAGUUCCGAGGUCCACACCCUGGCGUGGAGAGAGUCAGGAGGGCGUAUCCUGACAGUGAAAGGGAAUUCGACCAUCGCCGCAGGCUACUGGGCCGUACAGGCCACCGUAAACAUUUCGCUUCCUAAGGUUAGGUGUCAUCUCUCUUAA
Messenger RNA from Nezara viridula (southern green stink bug), 252 nucleotides. Lineage: Eukaryota; Metazoa; Arthropoda; Insecta; Hemiptera; Pentatomidae. The record is from the annotation of a GenBank genome assembly.